Raphanus sativus (radish) is the source of this 1632-nucleotide messenger RNA. RefSeq lists its product as uncharacterized. Gene Ontology annotation, cellular component: peroxisome. NCBI's taxonomy places the organism in Eukaryota, Viridiplantae, Streptophyta, Magnoliopsida, Brassicales, Brassicaceae. The record is from RefSeq and is a predicted model, not a curated record. Gene Ontology annotation, biological process: regulation of gene expression.
AAAUAGAAAAAAGGAAACUAGAGAUAGAUCCAACGGCUAAGAAUCUAACCCUAAGUAUCUCAUCUGCAUCGGCCGUUAUAAAAACCAAGUUUCGCUGAAAACUUACUUUUUUUUUUGGGUUAUCAACUAAGAGUAGUCUUAUGUCUCCCUUUGCCGGUGCAGAGACAGUCGUGUUGUGGGACACUUUUGAUUGCCCCAUCAUCCCUGAUGAUAAUUACACUCAAGUAUAUCUUAUCACUAAAUCGGCUCUUAAAGAAAGAGGUAUUCAUGCUGCUUUUUAUCGUAGCAUCGAGUUCAGGGCUUUUGUCGGCGACCUGGGCGAUUAUCCUGGAUUUCCAGGCUAUUGGAUAGACAAAACUAAGGGCAAAGAUGCUAGAGUUUGGAGCAUCAUUACAUUCUUACUUGCUCAGGCGAAUUAUAGAAAUUCAAAGACGUUCUUGAACUUGUUGCUAGUCGUGGGAGACAUAUCUGAACACGUGGAAUUUCAAAGAGCUAUUCGGUUGUUGAAUUCUAGAAGAAAAUUCAAUGUCCUUCUAGCACAGCCUCCUCCUCAAAACGCAUCAGCAGGAGAGUUGGAGGAGGUUUUUGAUAAAAAAUGGCUUUCCUCCCGUCUUGAAGCUGGAGAACAACUUAUCAACAAGUUGGGCAUAGGGAAAACUUUUGAUAAGGAAGAACCACCACCACCUUUGAAUCAAAUUCCGAAACCUCUUCCUCCUUCUCAUCAGGAUCAGGUUGCUAAGGUGCCAAUUGCAGCUAAGGUGCCAAUUGCAAUGCCAAAGGCUGGUUACAUGGCCCGGAGAGCAAGAACAUGUGUCUUCUGGGACACCAGGGCUUACCCACUCCCUCCUGGUCUCCAUUCCUUUGAUGUUUGGCAAAACAUAAAAGAUGCUCUUUCUGAAAGGGGUUAUUUUGGCUAUGUCUCAAUCACGGCUUUUCUUGAUGUUCACCCCUGCCCCCCAGGCUAUUCUGGAUGUGAUAACGUCUCUUACCUAAAAGAUGGAGAUAGAGAUGCGCGACAUUGGCAGAUUGCACUGCGCCUGCUUGCUGCUGCUCGUUGCACUAGUAUUGAGCCAGUAAAUCAUAUGCUACUCCUGGGAGACAUCUCAGGACACAUUGAGCUCUUAAGGAUAAUUUACCUGUUGAAUUUAAGAUUUUCCUACAAUGUUAUCUUAGCUCAGCCUCCUUGUCAAAACGACGCAUCAUCAGGAGGACAGCUACUUGGUAAGGACGGGAUCUGCUCAAGCCUCUCAGCUGGAGACAAACUUCUAAGCCAAAUCGAACAAAAAUUGAAGACAAGUGUACCACCGUUGACUCCUUGGCAGGAGCUAUUAAAAGCUGCAAACUCGGUCGUCUUCUGGGACCUGGUGGAUUGCCCAAUACCUGUUGGUCUCACUGCUACUGAGGCUUCACAGACCAUUAGAUCGGCCUUUGAGAAAAUGAAUUAUCGUGGUACUCUUACCAUCCAUGCUUUUGGCCAAGAUCCGCUUGUCUCAGAACCAAGAGAUGUGGAGUAUACUACUGAUGAAAACACAACCACACCCACACCCACACACGCACCCGCACCCGCACCCGCAGGUGAAUUCCUUGAAGAUAUGAAUCAAUCCGGAAUCGUGUUUCAUCACACACCCACAG